Molecule: messenger RNA, 1490 nt
Organism: Stylophora pistillata
Lineage: Eukaryota; Metazoa; Cnidaria; Anthozoa; Scleractinia; Pocilloporidae
Molecular function (GO): carbohydrate binding
Source: RefSeq, a predicted model, not a curated record
CUAACAGCUUUGACUGCGACGGUGAUCAAAUCGGACCAGCACAACAGUUUCAAUUUUAUACUACUUUUGAAUUUUGCUCCCUGAUUCUCUAGCCUUGGGAUUCUUCAGGAAAGGCUAUGAAGGCUGCUACAGGCCUGCUUAGGCUGGCUUUGGGCCUCGCUUUAUUUGUAUUAGCGCAAUGUUCUCCACUGCAACGGAAGCCACAUGUUCUCAAGAAACGCACUCGCGAAGACGCGCUGAGCUACUAUUGGGACCAGCAAUUGCCCUUAGGCUUCUUUGUUAAUGGUCAAGGAGGUUUGAUGGGACCCCCAGGGCCUCCUGGACCCCCUGGAGCCCCUGGUUAUAUGCUUGGUGGUAGUGGAAGUGGAAGUGGUGAUGCUGUUGCUCGCGGGGGAAUUCCUGGACCUCCAGGGCCCCCGGGGCCUCCUGGUCCACCCGGACUCGGAGGGGCUCCUGCCGGCCCUCAAGAAACCAUCACCUGCGAGGGCGAGAAGGAAUGGAUCGAGUGUCCACAGUACAAAGUUAUCAAAAUCGGCUCUGCAUUCUGGGGUCGUGAUGACGAUGGCACAUGCACCACAAACGGCGUUCAACACGGACUCAGCACCUCGACCAUGUGUCCUCAAGACGAAUCCAACACAAUGACCAAAGUUGAAGGGCAGUGUAAGGAUGAGCAAGCCUGUGAACUAGCAGCGACCUCCACCUUCUUUGACAAGACCGAUUGUGGACAAGUCUAUAAAUAUCUACGUGUGAAAUACGAGUGUCUGCCCAGUGAAUCAAGAGUCAAAGCAGCAAUUCAAAGAUCAAGAAUAAGCGGUUAAUUUGAUUCUGCAUUUGGCUGACAUUUACUCUAUCAUGUGAUAGGCCACUGACAAACGAUGCCACCGCCUGAUAUGGCUGUGCUGUCCACCGGAUCUAGGACUUCUACUAAGCUAACAUGCGUUUAUGAGCUUGUUAAUCGCUGGAUCAGGAAUUCAAACUAAAUGAGACUGUUGAGAAGACUGUACAAACCGUUUUUCUGAAGACUGUUCGCUAAACUAACUGCGAAGUAGAAAGGAUUGGACAACGUUCACAGCGAGAAACAAGCUCAUGUUAGACGGUGUAAAGUGUUUAGUCUAAGAUGGAGUAAAGGUGAAAUGGAGCUUCCAUGCCAAGAUGGUGUAAAUCCAUUAUACAGCGAGCAAGGAUGCUACAUUUUAUCCCGUCAUAUUGCACAUCCUUUUUCAAUAAUUUCAAAUGUGUAUAUAGUAAUAUUUCUAAAACUGCUUUGACUAUUUCGUGAUAAAGAAAUCCUUGUAAAAAUUACCAGCCAUUCCAGUAGGCCAUCGUACCAAAAGCACUGUACUGUACUCACAACAAGACACAGUGAGACGACUACAUGAUGUGCUUUAGAAUGUGAUAGUGUAGGUGACCUUACAUGUCCUUGGAUCAUGACGUUGUGACGUAGCAUUUAUGGAUUAUGACAUUAAAGCUUUAUGGUCUUCUAAGAUUUA